CUUGGGUGCUCGCCACCGGCUGGGCUCUGGUGCGACCUCGUUAGGAGCUGCAGGGUGGACUGGCUCGCGCGUCUCCACCCUCGCCCCAGCCUGCGCCUCCUGGCUCGCAGGCCGCCCCUUAGCAGGUCGUCCCCGAGGCCCGGGCCCAGCCGCUCCCCAGCACCUUCGCGGGCUCCCAGGCCAGCGGAAUGCAGCCUCCGGGCCCGCCCCCGGCCUAUGCGCCUGCCAACGGGGACUUCACCUUUGUCUCUUCGGGGGACGCAGAAGAUCUCAGUGGUUCUAUAGCAGCUCCAGAUGUCAAAUUAGACCUCGGUGUAAGUGGAGAUUUCAUCAAAGAAUCUACAGCAACAACAUUUCUGAGACAGAGAGGCUACGGCUGGCUUUUGGAAGUCGAAGAUGAGGAUCCUGAAGAUAAUAAGCCACUUUUGGAAGAAUUGGACAUUGACCUAAAGGAUAUUUACUACAAAAUCCGCUGUGUUUUGAUGCCAAUGCCAUCGCUUGGUUUUAAUAGACAAGUGGUGAGAGACAAUCCUGACUUUUGGGGUCCACUGGCUGUUGUUCUGUUCUUCUCCAUGAUAUCAUUAUAUGGACAGUUUAGGGUGGUCUCAUGGAUUAUAACCAUUUGGAUAUUUGGUUCACUGACAAUUUUCUUACUGGCUAGGGUUCUUGGUGGAGAAGUUGCAUAUGGCCAAGUUCUUGGAGUUAUAGGAUAUUCAUUACUUCCUCUCAUUGUAAUAGCCCCUAUACUUUUAGUGGUUGGAUCUUUUGAAAUGGUGUCUACACUUAUAAAACUAUUUGGCGUGUUUUGGGCUGCCUACAGUGCUGCUUCAUUACUCGUAGGUGAAGAAUUCAAGACCAAAAAGCCUCUGCUCAUUUAUCCGAUCUUUUUACUGUACAUUUAUUUUUUGUCCUUAUAUACUGGGGUGUGAUCCAAGUUGUACAUGAAUCAAAAAGAUGGUGUUACAUUUGUAUUAAGCUGGGAAUUCUUGCUGAAGGGAUUGGAAAAAAAAUUACUAGUAAAAUUUUAUACAUUCCAGAUAGAGAGGCAGGCUUAAAGUCUUUUUAAACAAUAUUUUUUUGUAUUUAAGUAAUUGCAGUUAUCUGGGAUUUUUUUUUGGUCAGAAUUCUGAAUUCUGUUUGGUUCUUCAUAUUCCGCGAAUAAAUAAAAAGCGUUGUGUUUUCA
Messenger RNA from Rattus norvegicus (Norway rat), 1183 nucleotides. Lineage: Eukaryota; Metazoa; Chordata; Mammalia; Rodentia; Muridae. The record is from RefSeq and is a predicted model, not a curated record.